AUGUCCACGGCAAGUACAGCACAACCUUCAAGUGUCAUCGACAAGUACAACACAAGCUUCAAGCGCCGCGGCUUGUACAGCACAAGCUUCGAGUAUCCACGGCAAGUACAACACAAGCUUCGAAUGUCCACGGCAAGUACAGCACAAGCUUCAAGUGUCAUCGACAAGUACAACACAAGCUUCAAGUGUCCGCGGCUAGUACAGCACAAGCUUCGAGUGGCCAAGGCAAGUACAACACACGCUUCGAAUGUCCACGGCAAGUACAGCACAACUUUCAAGUGUCAUCGACAAGUACAACACAAGCUUCAAGUGUCCGCGGCUAGUACAGCACAAGCUUCGAGUGUCCACGGCAAGUACAACACAAGCUUCGAAUGUCCACGGCAAGUACAGCACAAGCUUCAAGUGUCCACGUACAACACAAGCUUCAACGGCAAGAACAACACAAGCUUCAAGUGUCCACGGCAAGUACAACACAACCUUCAAGUGUCCUCGUAUCUGAAGUAUAUUACACUUGUGCGCUUCUUCAAGUACAACACAAGCUUCAAGUGUCCACGGCAAGUACAACACAAGCUUCAAGUGUCCACGGCAAGUACAACACAAGCUUCAAGUGUCCACGGCAAGUACAGCACAAGCUUCAAGUGUCCACGGCAAGUACAACACAAGCUUCAAGUGUCCACGGCAAGUACAACACAAGCUUCAAGUGUCCACGGCAAGUACAACACAAGCUUCAAGUGUCCACGGAAGGAAUGUGUCCAAGGCAACAGGAAGAAAUGUGUCCAAGGCAACAGGAAGGAAUGUGUCCAAGGCAGCAGGAAGGACUAUGUCCACAACAACAGGAAAGAAUGUGUCCAAGGCAACAGAAAGGAAUGUGUCCACAACAACAGGAAGGAAUGUGUCCAAGGCAACAGAAAGGAAUGUGUCCAAGGCAACAGGAAGGACUAUGUCCACAACAACAGGAAGGAAUGUGUCCAGGGCAGCAGGAAGGACUAUGUCCACAACAACAGGAAAGAAUGUGUCCAAGGCAACAGAAAGGAAUGUGUCCAAGGCAACAGGAAGGACUAUGUCCACAACAACAGGAAAGAAUGUGUCCAAUGCAGCAGGAAGGAAUGUGUCCACAACAACAGGAAGGAAUGUGUCCAAGGCAACAGAAAGGACUAUGUCCACAACAACAGGAAAGAAUGUGUCCAAGGCAACAGAAAGGAAUGUGUCCACAACAACAGGAAGGAAUGUGUCCAAGGCAACAGGAAGGACUAUGUCCACAACAACAGGAAAGAAUGUGUCCAAGGCAGCAGGAAGGACUAUGUCCACAACAACAGGAAAGAAUGUGUCCAAGGCAACAGAAAGGAAUGUGUCCAAGGCAACAGGAAGGACUAUGUCCACAACAACAGGAAGGAAUGUGUCCAAGGCAGCAGGAAGGAAUGUGUCCACAACAACAGGAAGGAAUGUGUCCAAGGCAACAGGAAGGAAUGUGUCCACAACAACAGAAAGGAAUGUGUCCAAGGCAACAGAAAGGAAUGUGUCCACAACAACAGGAAAGAAUGUGUCCAAGGCAACAGAAAGGAAUGUGUCCAAGGCAACAGGAAGGACUAUGUCCACAACAACAGGAAGGAAUGUGUCCAAGGCAGCAGGAAGGAAUGUGUCCACAACAACAGGAAAGAAUGUGUCCAAGGCAACAGAAAGGAAUGUGUCCACAACAACAGGAAGGAAUGUGUCCAAGGCAACAGAAAGGAAUGUGUCCAAGGCAACAGGAAGGACUAUGUCCACAACAACAGGAAGGAAUGUGUCCAAGGCAACAGAAAGGAAUGUGUCCACAACAACAGGAAGGAAUGUGUCCAAGGCAACAGGAAGGAAUGUGUCCAGGGCAGCAGGAAGGACUAUGUCCACAACAACAGGAAAGAAUGUGUCCAAGGCAACAGGAAGGAAUGUGUCCACAACAACAGGAAGGAAUGUGUCCAAGGCAGCAGGAAGGACUAUGUCCACAACAACAGGAAGGAAUGUGUCCAAGGCAACAGAAAGGAAUGUGUCCACAACAACAGGAAGGAAUGUGUCCAAGGCAACAGAAAGGAAUGUGUCCAAGGCAACAGGAAGGACUAUGUCCACAACAACAGGAAGGAAUGUGUCCAAGGCAACAGAAAGGAAUGUGUCCAAGGCAACAGGAAGGACUAUGUCCACAACAACAGGAAGGAAUGUGUCCAAGGCAACAGAAAGGAAUGUGUCCACAACAACAGGAAGGAAUGUGUCCAAGGCAACAGGAAGGAAUGUGUCCAGGGCAGCAGGAAGGACUAUGUCCACAACAACAGGAAAGAAUGUGUCCAAGGCAACAGGAAGGAAUGUGUCCACAACAACAGGAAGGAAUGUGUCCAAGGCAGCAGGAAGGACUAUGUCCACAACAACAGGAAGGAAUGUGUCCAAGGCAACAGAAAGGAAUGUGUCCACAACAACAGGAAGGAAUGUGUCCAAGGCAACAGAAAGGAAUGUGUCCAAGGCAACAGGAAGGACUAUGUCCACAACAACAGGAAGGAAUGUGUCCAAGGCAACAGGAAGGAAUGUGUCCAAGGCAACAGAAAGGAAUUUGUCCACAACAACAGGAAGGAAUGUGUCCAAGGCAACAGAAAGGAAUGUGUCCAAGGCAACAGGAAGGACUAUGUCCACAACAACAGGAAGGAAUGUGUCCAAGGCAACAGGAAGGAAUGUGUCCAAGGCAACGGGAAGAAAUGUGUCCAAGGCAACAGGAAGGAAUGUGUCCACAACAACAGGAAGGAAUGUGUCCAAGGCAACAGGAAGGAAUGUGUCCACAACAACAGGAAGGAAUGUGUCCAAGGCAACAGAAAGGAAUGUGUCCACAACAACAGGAAGGAAUGUGUCCAAGGCAACAGAAAGGAAUGUGUCCAAGGCAACAGGAAGGACUAUGUCCACAACAACAGGAAGGAAUGUGUCCAAGGCAACAGGAAGGAAUGUGUCCAAGGCAACGGGAAGAAAUGUGUCCAAGGCAACAGGAAGGAAUGUGUCCACAACAACAGGAAGGAAUGUGUCCAAGGCAACAGGAAGGAAUGUGUCCACAACAACAGGAAGGAAUGUGUCCAAGGCAACAGAAAGGAAUGUGUCCACAACAACAGGAAGGAAUGUGUCCAAGGCAACAGAAAGGAAUGUGUCCAAGGCAACAGGAAGGACUAUGUCCACAACAACAGGAAGGAAUGUGUCCAAGGCAACAGGAAGGAAUGUGUCCAAGGCAACGGGAAGAAAUGUGUCCAGGGCAACAAGAAGGAAUGUGUCCCAGGCAACAAGAAGGAACGUGUCCAAGGCAACAAGAAGGAAUGUGUCCCAGGCAACUAG
Molecule: messenger RNA, 3333 nt
Organism: Haliotis rufescens (red abalone)
Lineage: Eukaryota; Metazoa; Mollusca; Gastropoda; Lepetellida; Haliotidae
Product: axoneme-associated protein mst101(2)-like
Exons: 3
Coding region: 1-3333 (1110 amino acids)
Source: RefSeq, a predicted model, not a curated record